This is a messenger RNA of Peromyscus eremicus (cactus mouse), 2129 nucleotides long. RefSeq names its product 3-oxoacyl-ACP synthase, mitochondrial (gene Oxsm). Gene Ontology annotation, molecular function: 3-oxoacyl-[acyl-carrier-protein] synthase activity. The transcript has 4 exons. The record is from RefSeq and is a predicted model, not a curated record. Gene Ontology annotation, biological process: fatty acid biosynthetic process. The coding region runs from base 672 to 2051 and encodes 459 amino acids. Lineage: Eukaryota; Metazoa; Chordata; Mammalia; Rodentia; Cricetidae.
GGCUACCGGUUGUGAGGGGCAGGAGCCCACAGAUAUUUUUAUAGCCUUCCCUUCACGAUAGAUAAAUGUUGUUUGUGGAAGAAAAGACUCCAGAAGGAAGAAUAAGUUUUGUUUUGUCUUUUUUUUGUAGGGGAGGGGGACGGGAUUUGGUCUGUGGCCUAGGCUGGCCUCAAACUCUUGAAUUCGCAGCAGUCCUGCCUCAGCCUGGGAUUACGGGCGUCUGUCUGGCUUCAGGAACAAAAGAGCACGGCUCUGAACUCACCUGGUUUUCCGAUUUGUGUAUUCUUCUCCGAAUUAGAUUGAUAAACAUCACGUCAAGUCCUCGCUCACAAGAUACCAUGGAGGCCUGACUGAGGCUACAGCUUUUUGUCCUCCCCGGAAUUUCCUGAGGAAAUGAUUGCAUUCUUUCUCUGGCAACACCGAAAUAUCUGUGCAUUAUCGCUGUGUCCCAAGGUGAGGAUCGCUAAACAAGACAGUCUCAGCACGCAGAGCGGCGAACUCAGAGCCCGGAACCCGGCGGAAGUCCCGCCCUGCUCAUCUGAUCUCUGACACCGGGCGCCGGUCUCCGGGCGGAAACGUUGCUGCUGUGGGCGUGUGCGCGCAUGCGCAUAAGGUGGGCGCCCGCCAAGGCUUGUUUCAGGAAUGUGUUUUUGAUCUUCUGAAUUCCAACCAUGUUGUCAAACUGCUUACUAAAAUUUCUAAAAGCCACAAGCUCUCAUCCAUAUCCAGCGUCAUGCUGUUGGUUAGUAAGCAAACGCAAGUUUUCUGGAACUAUGCCAGCAGCCGUGUCUCUCAGGCGAGUUGUCAUCACAGGCAUCGGACUAGUGACACCACUUGGUGUUGGGACUCAACUAGUUUGGGGUCGGCUUCUCCGAGGAGAAAGUGGAGUUGUUUCUGUAGUUGGUGAUGAGUACAAGAGUAUUCCUUGCAGUGUAGCUGCUUAUGUGCCAAGAGGUGCUGAUGAAGGUCAGUUCAAUGAACAAAACUUUGUGUCCAAAUCAGACACCAAGUCCAUGUCAUCUCCCACCAUCAUGGCCAUCGGGGCAGCAGAGUUGGCCCUGAAAGACUCCGGCUGGCAUCCGAAGUUAGAAGCAGAUCGGGUGGCUACUGGCGUUGCCAUUGGCAUGGGCAUGGUUCCUCUUGAAGUUGUUUCUGAAACUGCUUUGAUGUUUCAGACCAAAGGUUACAAUAAAGUCAGCCCAUUCUUUGUCCCUAAGAUUCUGAUCAAUAUGGCUGCAGGCCAGGUCAGCAUUCGCUAUAAACUCAAGGGUCCCAAUCACUCAGUGUCCACAGCCUGCACAACAGGAGCACAUGCUGUGGGAGACUCCUUUAGAUUUAUAGCCCAUGGUGAUGCAGAUGUGAUGGUGGCUGGGGGCACAGAUUCUUGCAUUAGUCCAUUAUCUCUUGCUGGGUUUUCCAGAGCCCGGGCUCUGAGCACAAACCCAGAUCCUAAGCUGGCCUGCCGACCGUUUCAUCCAGAGAGAGAUGGUUUUGUCAUGGGCGAGGGUGCUGCUGUGCUGGUGUUAGAAGAACAUGAACAUGCUGUUCAGAGAGGAGCCCGGAUAUAUGCGGAAGUUCUGGGCUAUGGACUCUCAGGUGAUGCUGGUCACAUAACUGCCCCCGAUUCUGAAGGAGAAGGUGCCUUCAGAUGCAUGGCUGCUGCUGUGAAAAAUGCAGGUGUGUUACCUGAACAGAUAUCCUAUGUCAACGCACAUGCCACCUCCACACCACUGGGUGAUGCUGCUGAAAACAGGGCCAUUAAGAGGCUCUUUAGAGAUCACGCUGGUGCCCUUGCCAUAUCUUCCACAAAAGCAGCCACUGGGCAUCUGUUGGGGGCUGCAGGGGCGGUUGAGGCAGCUUUUACCGCACUGGCUUGUUACCAUCAAAAACUACCACCAACUUUAAACCUGGAUUGUACAGAGCCAGAAUUUGAUCUCAAUUAUGUUCCACUGGAGGCGCAGGAAUGGAAAACUGAGGGUCGACGUAUUGGACUCACCAAUUCCUUUGGGUUUGGUGGUACUAAUGCAACACUUUGUCUUGCUGGCAUGUGAACAUUGGCUUUUAACUCUCAUAAAUGUAUAAAUAAUAAUGUGCAUACAUAUGUUUAAUAUCAAUACCCUUUAACACAA